CCCCUGGCGGAGGAGCCCCGCCCACGGCCGCCGCCGUCGGGCGCCGCCGGUGCGGCGGCAGCCGCCGUGCGGGCGCGCGACGGCGCCGAGGCCAGCGACGACGGGAUGGCCAGCGCCCUCAACGAGAGUGAGGACUUCAUUCCGGAGCUUCUGCAUCCGCAGAGGGCCUCCUACCGGCGCAGCCGCAGCCUGUUCAGCCUCGGCUGGAGACGGCGGAGGCCCGAGGAGGUCGACGCCCCGGGCGGGAGCCCGAAUAGGCGCCCGCGCACAGCCACGCCCCCGGCCAUGUCGACGCUGCAGGAGGAGCGCGCCGGCGGCGGGUCCGCCGACGCCGAGGCCGCGAGCGCCGAGGACCCCCCCGCGGACGCCGACGCGGGGGGCGCGGUCGCGACGCCGCCGGGCGCCCGGCAGGA
This is a messenger RNA of Prorocentrum cordatum, 413 nucleotides long. NCBI's taxonomy places the organism in Eukaryota, Dinophyceae, Prorocentrales, Prorocentraceae. The record is from the annotation of a GenBank genome assembly.